Messenger RNA from Quercus lobata, 438 nucleotides. RefSeq lists its product as uncharacterized. The transcript has a single exon. The record is from RefSeq and is a predicted model, not a curated record. NCBI's taxonomy places the organism in Eukaryota, Viridiplantae, Streptophyta, Magnoliopsida, Fagales, Fagaceae. Bases 1 to 438 code for a protein of 145 amino acids.
AUGAAGCCUCCCAGGUUUGAGAAGGAGAUUCGAGGGUUUCUAGGGAAAGUACAGUACAUUAGCAGACUCAUAGCCCAACUCACCAUGACAUGUGAGCCACUUUUCCGACUGCUCAAGAAGGAAGUUCCUAUAGUGUGGAACGAACAAUGUCAAGAAGCUUUUGAAAAGAUUAAGAAUUAUCUGAUGAAGCCACAAAUACUGGUCCCAUCGGUACCUAAAAAGCCAUUAUUGUUGUAUCUCACAACUACAAAUACAACAAUAGGGGCUUCGCUUGCUCAAUACCUAGAGGAGUCUAUGAAGGAGAAUGCGAUCUACUACAUUAGUAAGAAGAUGUUGGCUUUUGAAGAAAAGUAUUCACCACUUGAGAAGACAUGUGUAGCACUUGUAUGGGCAACCCGUAAACUCAGACAUUUAUGCCUGCUUUCAAGGUCUUGUUGA